Molecule: messenger RNA, 1022 nt
Organism: Phanerochaete carnosa HHB-10118-sp
Lineage: Eukaryota; Fungi; Basidiomycota; Agaricomycetes; Polyporales; Phanerochaetaceae
Exons: 1
Coding region: 68-562 (164 amino acids)
Source: RefSeq, a predicted model, not a curated record
GUGCAUGCAUUUAAGGACACCAUCUGCCUUGCAUCCGCCAUACGGACAGCUCUCCGCUCGGGCAAAGAUGGCCGCUGCAGCUGCCCCGCCGCUCCAAUACAACAGUCGCACCGGAGAGCCCUUCAUUCGCCUGCCCAGUCCUCACGAGAACCUCAUCCUCACACCUCCUCGACCGAGCGAUGUCGCUGCAAACUACUCGUGGAUGACGGACCCGAAGGUGUACAAAAUGCUCGAGGGUCCUCCCUUCCCGUACCUCGAAAGUAACGCUAUCAGCUGGAACGAGAUAAUCACCACGCAGGCCGCCGAAGCCAUGCGCGAGUUCCAGGAGGCCCAAGCCGCAGAGCGCAGCACUGGCACCAAGACGUUCGUGGGCACCUGCCCCGUGCGCUACAUCAGGGAGGUGCAGGAGGAUGGGUCAGACGUGGCCCUCGGCGACAUCGAUGCCCAUCGGUGCCAGUUUCCCGCCGUCAGGGACCCGGACGAGAAGGCGCGCCUGGCAGAAGAGAACAACGCCCGGGAGCUCGGCGACCCAGACAUUGUCUGGUGCAUCGGCAGUAAGUAGGCCCGCGUUAUGUCGCCCGCCGAUCGUGCCCCCUGACGCGCGUGGAAACCCCAGACUGCCUCGCGAGCUCGCACCACGGCAAGGGCAUCAUGUCGGCCGCGCUGGCCGCGCUGAUGGAGCAGUGGAUGAUCCCCCAGAUGGGUGUGCGCAAGAUGCGUGUGGAGACGUUUGAGAGCAACAUUGGGAGCGUCAGGGUAUUCGAGAAGAAUGGGUUCACGCUGGAGGAGACUGUGUCCUGGACGAAGAUCAUUAAUUGCGGCGAGACUAUCUCCGGGUAUCACGUCCUGUGGUGGAAGUCUCCCUGAUAUGUCCCUGUUGGUCCUCGGUGGCAAUAAACCUUUUGCUUGCGUCACGAGCACGUCGUCGCUAAGGCCCAUAAUCGUCGUUGUCGGCCAGGUUUGCGUCCCCAUGUCGCGGAGUUCCGCUGUCAGCCCCGUCUCUUCCAUUCAGUAAGCCUAUA